Messenger RNA from Marasmius oreades (fairy-ring Marasmius), 4302 nucleotides. RefSeq lists its product as uncharacterized. The transcript is spliced from 8 exons. Gene Ontology annotation, molecular function: 5'-3' DNA helicase activity; ATP hydrolysis activity. The coding region runs from base 1 to 4302 and encodes 1433 amino acids. NCBI's taxonomy places the organism in Eukaryota, Fungi, Basidiomycota, Agaricomycetes, Agaricales, Marasmiaceae. The record is from RefSeq and is a predicted model, not a curated record.
AUGAGUGGCAGCGGGCAAAGUCUUUCGGCGACCAAUUUAGCGGCAUACCACCACUUCAACUGCAAUCUUUACUUGCAUAAUGUCUACCAUAAAUCGGAAAAUGUUACCGGUAUAGGACAAGUACAAUCCAAGGAAUUAUCCAAAGCUCGAUUACGACGCGGAGUUGAUUGGGAAGCGCAGCUAAUGUCAUGGCUAGAUGAGGAGAACAUGCUUUUGACGGUCCCCGCAUUCCCUAUGACUGGAGAAGAUUUAAUGGAAAACCUAUUACUUGACGAUCGCGAACAUGUGUUCGUUGCUGGAAUCUCUUUCUGGCCACCUCAGGAACGGCUCAAUGACUUGUAUCGAGAUUGUGGCGAAAACCCCGUAGCAUUUGGAUUGGCAAAACCGGAUCUUCUGGAAAUAACUCGUGUCGGAAAUAGUGUAUCGUGGCGGGUAGUGGAUGCUAAAGCGUCGGCAUCCGUAAAGACUUCGCACCACGUCCAAAUCUAUUUCUACACUCUCUGCCUCCAAUACCUUCUCCCCAAACCAUUUUUCAAGGCGUCAACCACAGCAGCCGUGUGGCUUCCACCCAAAGAAGGGUUCAACUCAACUCCUCCGUCCCUUCAAGAUUUGACAGCCGUCAAAUUAUCGCUGUUAUCGCCACCUCUUGAUGGAUUUUUGUUUCGACGUUUGUCACAGAUCUUGAAUCUUCCACGAGAAAGCGUCUCCUGGCAUUUCAACCCUAACUGCAACGGAUGUCCUUACACAUCGAGUUGCAGCCGUCGAUCCGUUGAAGGCGGAGAAUUGGGGAGCAUGAGCAACAUUUCUUUCGGCCAAGCCAAAGUCUUGCGAAACUUAUUGUCUAUGUGGCGUAACGGAGAGGAAUACCGUAAAACGGGAGAGGAUGUAACUGACAUCGAAGAUCUUACUUCUCUCUUUGAGGAUGGUAAGGCCAUUCAAAGCAUAUCCAAUUCUAACCCUAUCACGAUGCGCAAAGCAAAGCGAGUAUUGGCGCUUCCGACGCGAGUAAGAGAAGGGUCUCACCCUCUGAAGAGCGCAGUCGUGGAAGCAGCCAGGACGAACAGCGUUCAGUUGAUUCCUAGGCGCAAUUACAUCUGCCCCAGGAGCGAGGAAGUCGCGAUCAUUUUAUCUUUGAUUCCCGAUCCAGCGUCACCGACCAUACGCAUUAUAUCGUUCUGUAUCUCCGUCUUUACCACAUUGUCGUCAAUACAAGUGCCGGAACAUGUUUAUGGAGAUGGAGAGAACCUGAUUCCUUCCUUGGCAAGAACAAUCAGAUCCAUCAUAUCCUCAGCUCUUACCCCGCCUUCUGCUCAGUUCUAUGUUUUCUCCGCCUCUGAAAACUCUGCAUUGCAGACAUACCUAGUAAAUGCUGCUCUUGAUUCAAAUGAGAGUAGCGAUGAUAUUCGCGUGUGCAUAGGUACUCUCGCCCAAGGUGCCUCCCUUUUGCAGACGACUUUCCAACCCCUCGUUUUGUCUGGCGUUCUGCUAGACUUUCUCGCCAACAAGCAGAAACGAAAGAGUGAACUGCAAGCUUGCCUGGAACGGAUGGACCUAUCUACUGAUGGGACUGUAGAGGUCCUACGGCAGAGGAUCCAAGAUCACCUGCGAAAGCAUCAGAAUCAAGGGGUAGGAGAGGAGCGGCGAAAGGAGUUUGGGCAACUAUCCCGUGUGGUUGUUCUGAAAACAGAGAUUGAACGAUGUUUAGCAUUACCCGUUCCUGGCUUUUGGGAUUUGGCCGAAUGCGCCGUUGCACUUGUCGGCCCUCGUACGCAGAUGAAGUGUCCUACCGACGAGGAACUUUACGCAGCUUACAAACGCAGAGCUCCAUUGGAACCUCUGUUACAAGACCGAAAUAUGUCAAUCUUUACGGUUCUUUGUUCUUUUAGAAAGCGGCUUCUGGGCUCUGGAACGGAUAUUUUGAUCAACAUCGCUAAACCGCUCUCUGUCAAAUUCAUGGACUUAUGUCGCGAAGAGAAGCUAAGAAAGCUCUUCUACAUGCAACAGUUUGAGGUGCUCUCUAGACUCUCGGAGCUGUGGAAAAGCCGCGUCGAAGGCUGUCCUGACGCUCCAAUCCUUGAGUACCGCUCAACCCGCCAGGGCGGUAAGGGAUUAGAACAUGUUUUUCGCCUCAAAUCAGGCAUUCUGGACAUGCCCAAUAUCGACAAGGAUCGAUCUUUCUUCGACUACAUCUUGACGGAAGACCGCGAGUUUGGCGAGUUUGGCGAGCUACCCAUCGAGGCACUAUUCGAUGAUCUCGGAGUUUCGGGUCUAAUGUUCCCCCUCAACAAAUACACGAAAUCCAGAUGGGAGCUUCAACAUCCCGUAGUGAAGGAUCGACUCCUUAUUGCGGACAUUCGCGACAUGUCAUUGGACGGUCAACACACGCAAGUGAUACUCCAGACAUGGAGUAGCGAUAUUCUGACAAUGAAGUUCGUCGCCGGUCAUCUCUAUCGACUUUCCCCACGUUUAGUGGAUUUCAAUACCUCGAAAAUUCUGACUACCCUCUUUGAACUUGAUCUACGAAGCGAAGCAGGAGAACAAGUGCCUUUCUUGAAGCUCGUCCUCGAUCCCAACUCAUUCCGACGCGAGAUUGAUUCAGAGUCUUACAAAUUUGUCGAAGACUCCAGGAAGGCCGGGACCAAGCUACAGUCAAUGUUCCGUGAACUAGAGGGAUUGGGUCUUGAAGGGGCUGGGCCUCUGGUUUUGAAGACCUCGCAGCACCGAGCUGCCCAACAUGUGUUGUCAAACCGUUUAUCUGUCAUCUGGGGCCCGCCAGGAACGGGGAAAACGCACACAGUUGCACUGUCCCUUUUGAGGUUGCUCAAUGUCCAGCAUAACUUGGGUGAACGAAGACGCAACAUCGUUUUCAUUACCGCCAUGACUCACGCGGCCAUCGAAGCGAUACUCAAUAAACUAUCGUAUCUAACCAAAUGCUAUCGUUCUAUUGAUUCGUUGCCAACGGAAUGGCUAGAUGGAAUUAAGGUCGAGCAUGUUCUGAAAGGGAAUGAUCACCCGUGGAAAGCAGAGUCCUCGGGGUCUGUCGUGUAUGCGGGUACUGUCUAUCAGUUAUACAAUCUAUGCAAGAAACAAGCUCUUCAAGCAGACGUCCUAUUGAUUGACGAAGCAGGGCAACUGGCUCUUAGUGCUGCUUCGUUGGUACUUCGGUCUCUCCAUUCGACGGGGAAAGUGAUUAUCGCGGGAGAUCAAGAGCAACUUUCCCCUAUUCUGGCCGCAAAGUAUCCUCUUUUGAAGACUGGUCCUCUCUUUAGCUCUAUAUUAGACUGUCUUGUCCAUUUUUCAAGGCGUAUCAGGAAAGCUCAAGAACAAGCUUUCUCGGGACAGGAGGGUGGGACAACGGAAUCACUUGACGUUGACGACACGUUCUUCUCUCAGGGAUCUGUGGUACAGCUCUCAGAGAACUUCCGUCUGAAUCCGGACCUUGGGGAAUUCAUAUCAACCAUUUAUUCAAGGCCAUUUGUGCCUCAGAAAGUACAAGCCCGGCAAUUAGCAGCCGCUCUGAAUAAAGUUGCUCGUGAUAUGGGAAGAAAUUUUGGGCUGAACGAUCUCAUCGUGGAGAACGUGCAGUUCUUUUUCCUCGCGCUAUCGAAUGCCAUGGUUCGACAGCCCCAAAACUUCCUUUCACGCCCCGUUGUUUCGGAUCCCAGGUCAAAAACGGCACAUAAAACUGGGGGCACUGACCAAUUCGACAUGGAUCCCGCUUUCAAUCCAAUAUCAUUCACUCUGCUGCGUCUAGAACUAGAUGGGCAACCACAGGAAGUAAGCUACGAGGUACACAUCAAGGCGGAGGCAAUGUUGGUCGCUGCGCUUGUCCUUCAGCUCCAACGCUGCUCCCCCACAGAGGAUAUUUUUGUUGCCACUCCUCAUCGGGUACAACGUCAAGCAGUCAGGUCCGCCUUGGAAUCGGCCAAGCGAUUAGAUCGUCUCGACGAAACUUUCGAAAGGUUGAGUUUACAACCGAAGCAAGUGCAGGAAUUUGCUGGUAAGGUGACGGUAGACACUGUCGAACGUUUACAAGGCUCGGAAGCACCCUUUGUCAUUUGUCUAUUCUCUCUUCCAUCUUCCGAAGUCGCAGAUCUAAAAUUUCUUUUGGAACGAAGACGACUAAAUGUGGCGAUUAGUCGAGCAAAAACGCUAUGCAUCCUUAUUUCGUCUUCUCAAGUUCUAAGGCCCCCUGUCGAGAUCUUAGCAGACAAUGAAAGUGCGAAGGGCUAUGCGUUCUUGAAAGCAUAUGAAGAACGAGCAUGGUCUUCGACGAUCAAGGUCGAUAUAGAUAGAAUGUAA